Molecule: messenger RNA, 7440 nt
Organism: Tigriopus californicus
Lineage: Eukaryota; Metazoa; Arthropoda; Copepoda; Harpacticoida; Harpacticidae
Exons: 1
Coding region: 455-7297 (2280 amino acids)
Source: RefSeq, a predicted model, not a curated record
UUUCAGUUUGCGACGGGGUAUAGCUAAUAUUGAUAAUGCCUUUCUUUGGUGAAAUUUCCCAAGCGCAACAAUGGUCACUUGGGAUUGAUGUGUGGCUUAAUCACACGUCAUUCUCAGCCAUUAUCUCCAUUCUUGAGAAUUGAUGACGAUCGCACAAAUCUGUGCGGCAACUUGUGAUAUGGAUAGUAUAGUUUCAUUCAAUCGAGUUGAUUUAUCCCUCGAGGACAGACCAGAUCGAAACAGAUGCCGCAACCGAAUUCCAACCAACAGCGCAUGCAAAACUCCGAGUAGUUUCAGGGCCAUAGAUGUGUAAAAUUCUCGCACUGAAGAAUGAAAUCUGGUCAAAGCAAGGACUUAAUGAUGACAAGCUAGCCCUGAAUAUCAUCACCAAAGCUCUCAAAAACCUGGUGGCCAAUCACUUUCAUUACAUACAAGUCUAUCAUUUUUCUUGCAGAUGAGGCCAGCUGGUUUGAUAUUGGUGCUCCUGGCCGCUUCCCAUGUUCAAGGAGGCGGAAUCACACAAUUUUCUCAGCUCUUGGCCAAGGUCAAGGGCGUUUCUGAGGAGAAUCUCGUGAGUGGCAAGACCAAGGAUGACGGAGCAACGGUGGUUCAGCCCGCUCGUGAAGGCAAGGCUUUAGAGACUGUCCUACGUGACGAAGAAACGGAAGAUAUUUUUGUGUAUGAAGAGCCAGCUAUUAAGGAGGAUGAGGAGGGAGUUACACUUGGAUCCUUCGGAGGCCAGAGGUCCGACGUCAGAGCUUUUGCAGCUCCUCGAUCAAAUCCUUCCUCAAUGAGUUUAGGCUUCCCUUCAGUGAUGAAUUUCAUGUCCAAUUUCCGCGACAAUGUUGAUUGGAUGAGCUUACAGCCACGACGACUGAAGAAGAGGUCUACGUUGGACCAUUUGGGACAUCCAUCUCACCUCCAAUUGCCUGAAGAAGCCAUUCCAAUUUUGCAACCUCAAAGAAGCUUCCCACAUACUCCGCAUAUCGUUGCUAUUCCUCACCAUGAACAUCAUCAAGCCAGCCACGACCAUCAUGCUCACGAGUCCCAUCAUGACCAUCAUGACCACCACGCUCAUGAGUCCCAUCAUGACCAUCAUGCUCAAGAGGCACACCAUGAGCAUCACGUUCCUCAUUUUGAACAGCUUCAUCGGGAGCCGCUUAUUCCAGCCCAUCACAAGUCUCAUUCCCAUCAUCAUCAUCAGGAGCAGCAUGCAACUCACCACGACGCUCAUUUGCCACAUCACGAAGCGCACGUUCCACAUCACGAACCCCACAUGUUGCCUCAUCAUUCAAGUCACAGUAAUCAUCACGUGAAGAUAUCCACAAAGGAUCAUCAUGUGGCCCAUGGAACGACCACCGCAGGACAUCACACAGCAGUGCAUAAUGAGCACCAUCAGAUUCACGAGGUUGAACAUGCCCCUGAGCAUUCUUUGGUUACACAUCAUCACACUCAUGGCCACAUGGAUCAUCACUCUGGGCACCACGAGGCUGUGGCAAUGGUUACGGUUGCACCUCAUCAUUCACCUCAUCAUGAGGUUGACCCCCAUCAUGUGCAUCAUGCUCCAUCUCAUCAUGAACAUCACGGACAUCAGAGCCAUGAGACCCACCAUGGUCACCAUGACCACCAUGAGACCCACCAUGACCACCAUGACCACCAUGAUCCCCACAUGCACCAUAUGAUGGUCAUGAAUCCACCUCAUAAGGAACCUCUUGGCUAUCCAACACCAGUGCAUGGUGGUUCUUUAGAAGAAAUUUUUGGCUUGCAUACCAAAUAUGGGCAUCCAAAACCUGAUUAUGUUCCACCAAAACCCAAGUAUCUUCCUCCAAAGCACUACGAGUACAAAACAAAGAGUAAGUACGCCGACCAUCCCUUCAGUUUGGAAAUGGUAUUUGGUCUUCCAAUGCCGAAGUACUAUGCUGACUCUUACCAUGAGCCGCUCUCUGAUUAUCAUGAGCCCAAGCCCGCUUAUCAUGAACCCAAACCAACUUACCAUGAACCCAAACCAACUUACCAUGAACCCAAACCAGCUUAUCAUAAGCCUAAACCUGAAUAUCAUGAACCCAAGCCCGCAUAUCAUGAACCCAAGCCUGAAUACCAUGAACCUAAACCGAAAUACCAUGAGCCUAAACCUGAAUAUCAUGAACCCAAGCCCGCUUAUCACGAACCCAAGCCCGCUUAUCACGAACCCAAGCCGAAAUACCACGAACCCAAGCCGGAAUAUCAUGAACCUAAACCAAAAUACCAUGAGCCUAAACCUGAACAUCAUGAACCCAAGCCUGCUUAUCAUGAACCCAAACCUGAAUAUCAUGAACCUAAACCGAAAUACCAUGAGCCUAAACCUGAAUAUCAUGAACCCAAGCCUGCUUAUCACGAACCCAAGCCCGCAUAUCAUGAACCCAAGCCUGAAUACCAUGAGCCCAAGCCUGAAUAUCAUGAACCCAAGCCUGUGUAUCACGAACCCAAGCCUGCUUAUCAUGAACCCAAGCCUGAAUACCAUGAACCUAAACCGAAAUACCAUGAGCCCAAGCCUGAAUAUCAUGAACCUGCCUACCAUGCUGAAGAACCAAAAUAUCAUGUCCCAAAACCGCCAUCGUAUCCUAAAGUGGCUCCCAAAUAUCGAGAACCCAAGCCAGCUUACAAGGAACCAGCACCAGAAUAUCAUGAACCAGCUCCUCAAUACCAUGAACCCAAGCCACAGUAUCACGAGCCCAAACCAGCUUACAAGGAACCGGCACCCCAGUAUCAUGCCCCCAAACCCGAAUACCAUGAACCAAAACCGGCCUACAAGGAACCAACGCCUCACUAUCAUGAGCCACAAAAGUCUUACCAUUCUCAUAGCGGAUAUGUGACCCCAAAACACGGUGGAUCUUUAGAAGAGAUUUUUGGCUUGGAUUCCAAAUACGGACACCCCAAGAAAGACUACAACUCUCCUUCUCAACUUUAUAUCACACCCCGUCCCGACUAUAAGCCUCCCACUUACAAGGCCAAAGUGGAAUACCAUCAUCCAGAGCCCGAAUAUAAGUCACCGUCUUACAAAGCACCUCCCCAUCAUGGGUACAUGAUUCAUUACUUGCCAUAUGAGGGUUACAAACCCCUCCACCCCAACAGUCAUGACCACGGACCAAGCAUCCAUGACUCGGCCCACAUUGUUGUUCCCAGUCCCCACCCGCGACCACCAGCCUUUUUAGGUCGCCGCCAUAAGCGCUCAGCCCAACAAGGUCAGUUUCUACAAUCAAACAAUCAAAAUUCGGCAAAUGAAGGUACCAGUCAUGGCUUAGAAUACUCUAAUGGCUCAACUACUAACGACCUGCCAUUAUGUACUACUAAUGAAUCAAUAGAUAAUUAUCAAAGACCUUGUAUCCUACCCGACUACCAAUUUCAAGGUCCUGGAGGUAUUGUUAUCAGGCCCCCACAAUCUCAUCCUAUCAUACAAAUAUUUGUCCCACGAACUAAUACCUUACCUCAAGUAGCAUUGCUUCCAUAUAAGGACUCAACUGUUAGACGAAAUACGAGACAAGUAGCCAAGCCUCCCCCAAGGUGGCCAUUGACCCGACAGCCUCUUCGACUCAACAUUACGACUCGACGACCAGACGCCAUACUCAAACAGCUCAAAUCUCGGACCAUUCCCGGACCCUCAACUAUUGCCAAUGUGUCUCCAGUCCAGUCACAAGGAAGCAACUUGCCACCUAUCAAUGACUUUCAUGAGGAGACUCUUGCAAACCCAUUCCUCCGCCACAAGCCAACGGCUCCGGCCAACUUGGGAAAAGCUGUUUGGCCUUUUCUCCCUUCUCCCAAGUUCACACCUGAUGAUUUUAUGCCUACAACGACCACAGCCUUGCCUACGACGACCGCGGCCUUGCCUCGAACGACCACGGCCUUGCCUCGAACGACCACGGCUUUGCCUAAGACGACCACAGCUAUGCCAAUGACUUUGGAUGUUGUCCGCUCUGCUAAGCUUACGGUGAAGGACGGUUUUUUUGCAGCUCUUUCUAAUCCUUCUACGUUUGGUCAGAGGUCAUCUUUGGACACUGAAGAUGAUGAGACAAAUCUAAUAAUUCCAGAGUCUGAAGAUUUUACCAACCAGCCAAGACGAGGUUUGCAGGUAAAUACCACCAACGAUGAGAAGUCAGUCCCAUUGCCUCAAAGAGAAAGAAUUCCACCACUUCAACAAACCCGAAUCAUUCCACUCUCAGCAUUUCUGGCGUUACAAGAUGAAGUGGAAGAAUUCGGGCCAGAUUCAUCAAGAAUACCAGAGAGACAAGACGAUCCAAUUAGUUCUGAAACAGAUCAGCCAUCAACGGCCUUUGAAAGCAUCACCACCAUGAAGCUAACUGAUUUUCAAAAACUCUUCAAAAGCGUGGACCCGACCGAAUUUAAGCUCCCCAAGAAUUCUUCAACCUGGGAAGAUGUUAAUCCCAAGAUCAAGGUGUCUGAUCUUCAGGCUUUAUUGAAUACAGCUCGCACUGGCUCAGCCCCAAAAGUCCCUUGGGAUGAGACGAAGAUUCAUGGAGAGGCGAAACCUCAAGAGGAGGCGACAGUUACUCUCAGAACAACAGAAUUGAAGAAACUGUUUCAACAUCUUAAUUCUCAAGAGGAGAUCAGCACUCAGGCUCCGGAUCAAACCAGCGUAGUGACGUUGAAAACCAACGAUCUUCAAGACCUUUUUACUGCGUUGGACCCCGUGGAAUUCAAAGAACCCGAAGCAGGAGAAUGGCUUGAUUUCAAAACGUCAAGGCAAAGGACAAAAGACGGGUCAGUAUUUCAUUUUACUGGAAAUCCCAACGAUGCUCUUACUCCCAAGUCAUUGCCUCUUCAAUCGAGUGACACUGAAGAGCACAACGAGAUGCAGAAACUCAUCGGGCUCAAGAAGAAAGUGUCGUCAAUGAUCAAAGAGCAUGAAAACAAAAUCAAAGAGCAAGAAGAGAACCCAAGUCACCGACAGAGGAAAAGGUUGCAUUCGUUGAAAAGAAAAGAGAACCGAUUGAACACUAUGAUUGAGCAACUCCACAAAAUAAGCCGCCCCAAGCCCGAGGAACGUGUUCCCAAAAGUCAGCAACUUCGAGUUUUGCCCAGACCAACGUUGCGAACGGUCGGAGAGGACAUUCAAAACUUUGACCAGUUCUCGCCCAACCAAUUCAAAACUCCUUCCACAGGAGAGUGGAGUUAUAGAACAUCUUUCGCCAAUCUGAUAAAAGAUGAGGCUAAGAAGGUUCAAGAAGGAAAGAGUGACCAUAAGGCAAUGGUCGAGGUUGUUUCAGCAUUGAGGGCCUCCGAAUUUGAGCCUCCCAAAGGCAAAGUUUGGAACAUGGAGUCAGCUGAAAAGCUUCUUCAAAAAAUCAAUCUGACACCAAAGACUUCAUACACGACUCCAGCCAAACUAUUCUUGGCUCCACCAGAAAUCAGAAGGGUUCCAACUCCGUCCCCUUCAGAUGCAGCAGAGGAGCUACCUUUCCCGUUAAAAUUCAUUGAUAGACUACGUGGUCCCCCGGGUCCUCCUGGGCCUCAGGGGCCCACUGGCCCGAGGGGCCCCAUUGGCCCUCCAGGGCCUCAAGGUGAGCCGGGGACUCAUUUUAUGGAUAUCUUCAACAAUCGACCGCAGGAUAUCCCAAGCGUUCAACCAAUUCGUCCUCCAAAACUGCCAUUGGUGACGACGGAAGUCCCUGAUCUUGGUGAUUACUACGAAGACAUUGAAGAGGAAGAGGAGGAAGAGAAGGACGACAACGAGGAUGGAGCGGAGGAAAACGCCUCCACUUUACUCACCGAGGGUAAACUGAAGAGUAUUCUUAAGGAAAUUAUGCAGGAGGUCGGGGUCAGCAAUGAGAGUGAAAUGGAAAAGAUAAUCGAGACCACAAGAGUUGUCAACCAAGGAGAACAACCCCAAGUUAUCAUUAUUCCCAAUGGAAACAAUGGUGGAAAACCUAUUACAAUUUCAAUUAGCGGAUCUGGCGUACAUGUGCAAUCGGAUUCACUAAUCACCGACCACGACGACAUUUUUGGACAUCCAUCAGAGAUUGAAAUACUUGAUAAUCGAGGCGAGCUGAAUCAAAAGCCAGCCAAAUUGAUCUUUAAAGAGAAUGGUAUCAUUCAAGAGACUUCUAUUGGCAAUGAAGAUCAGGCCCUUGAACCCAUUUCCCCAUUUGAGCAAGAGACAGAUUUUGAGGACUUUGUCCUCCAAAGUGAAGAGCCUGAAGCAAUUCCUGAAUACGAAGUGGAUGAAUUAUCAGAGGUCUCUCAAGACACCCCAGACAAACCCUUCGUCAUUGAACCGAGAGAUUUUGACCAUACCAUCGCUCAUGACACAGAGAAUGGCAAUCUAGAAAUACAACAACAAGAGGCCGCUUUUCCCGAACUCAAUCUAACCGACCAUUUGAAAGAGUUUGCACAACUCCAACUUGAAGAAGUAAUGGACGAUGAGAAGGAAUCCGCCGAACCCGAGGGCUCCAAUAACGCUACGGUUGAGAUUAAUGAAGCCAGAAAAGCUGCUUUACUUCGAGCGAGUGAAAAGCAAGAACUUAUGAUCGAAAACCUUAUCAACGCCGUGGGUCGGCACAGAGAGUCCCAUGUUAAUGAGUCUGAUAUCUUUGAUGAGGGCGAGGUCCAAGAGUUGGAGAAACUAAUUCAAGAACAGAUGACCAUGCUCAGCGGAAUGAAGCAGACUUUGAACGACUUCGACUCCACUGGCGUGUUCGUCGAACAACGCCUUAACCUUCUGGAAGACGCCUCUCAUCGCCAAUUGGAAGUGCUCGAGACUUUGACCAAUGCAAUGCAACAAUUUGAAGUGGAACAAACCAAAACCUUGGAACGAAUUGAACGACUUGAGGCAACUGCCGUUCGGCAUGAGAUGUUUUUAGACCAACUCCAGGCGCAAGACAAGAGAUUCCAGGCCGAGCUGAGACAACGGAUGUUUUCAGAGCAGCAAAAGCAGAACCUGGCCAAGCAAAAGGAUGCGAUUCGCGAGGAAAUCGAACAAGUUGCUCAAGUUUUGAUCAACACAAGAGAGAAAAGACAGAGACAAAUUCAAAGACAAAGACAGCGUCAGCUUUUGCGGAAAAGAAAAGCCCAAGAGCUGCAGCUGUUGCGACAACAAUCAAACUCCCGACCUCAUGAGUCUAGUACACAACAACAACAGCAACAGCAACAACAAACUAGCGAGUCUAGGCCUCGAUUGAGGCCGGAAAGCCCACCCAGUCGACAGGUUAUUGCCUGGUAUCAGAGGUUUGCUGACAAUUACAGAAUGAGAAAGUUGCAGGAUAAAGCCUUGAACCUAAGGCGAACUAUUCAGAGACGGGCCUGAAACUGGGUGCUAGACACUUGAAAUAACAUUAUGCCAUAUAUUUGCUCAACCCAUUCUUAUGUUUUGGCUGGUCCAAUUAACAUUGUGCUUUAUACUCUUGAUGAACUCGAAUAUAUUUGUGGCUUUGUCUCCCAAUCAAAGGA